GAAGACUGGACUGGAAGAGGAUCUGCUUCCAUAAGGCACUCACAUGGACCUUCUGUCAGGCUGCCUCACAUAGCAGCUGGUUUCCCCAGAAUAAUAGAAAAGUUUUAAGUUUACACCAUGGAUAACACCAAGGAAAAGAGUGGAAAUUACAAAGAUGAUCUUCUGCUUAGAGUGGGACUUAAUGAUAAUAAAGCCGGAAUGGAAGGAUUAGAUAAAGAGAAGAUUAACAAAAUUAUAAUGGAAGCCACAAAAGGGUCCAGAUUUUAUGGAAAUGAGCUCAAGAAAGAAAAGCAAGUCAACCAACGAAUUGAAAAUAUGAUGCAACAAAAAGCUCAAAUUACCAGCCAACAGCUAAGGAAAGCACAAUUACAGGUUGACAGAUUUGCAAUGGAAUUGGAACAGAGCCGGGAUCUGAACAAUACUAUAGUACACAUUGACAUGGAUGCUUUCUAUGCAGCUGUAGAAAUGAGGGACAAUCCAGAAUUGAAGGAUAAACCCAUUGCUGUAGGAUCAAUGAGUAUGUUGUCUACUUCGAAUUACCAUGCAAGGAGGUUUGGUGUUCGUGCAGCCAUGCCAGGAUUUAUUGCUAAAAGACUCUGCCCACAACUUAUUAUUGUGCCCCCAAACUUUGACAAAUACAAAGCUGUGAGUACAGAGGUUAAGGAAAUACUUGCUGAUUAUGAUCCCAAUUUUAUGGCUAUGAGUCUUGAUGAAGCCUACUUGAAUAUAACAAAGCACUUACAGGAAAGACAAAAUUGGCCCGAGGACAAAAGGAAGUAUUUCAUCAAAACAGGGAACUCUCUAGAAAAUGAGAAACCAGGAAAAGAAACUAAUAAACUGAGUGAGCAUGAACGUUCCAUCUCUCCACUACUUUUUGAUGAUAGUCCUCCUGAUCUGCAGCCCCAAGGAAAUCCUUUACAAGUGAAUUCUGAAGAACAGAAUAAUCCUCAACUACUCCAAAAUUCAAUUGUUUUUGGAACAUCAGCUGAGGAAGUGGUAAAGGAAAUUCGUUUCAGAAUUGAGCAAAAAACAACACUGACAGCCAGUGCAGGAAUUGCCCCAAAUACAAUGUUAGCAAAAGUAUGCAGUGAUAAGAAUAAACCAAAUGGACAAUACCAAAUUCUCCCCAGCAGACAAGCUGUGAUGGACUUCAUCAAGGACUUACCUAUUAGAAAGGUUUCUGGAAUAGGAAAAGUUACAGAGAAAAUGUUAAAGGCUCUUGGAAUUAUUACUUGUACAGAACUCUACCAACAGAGGGCAUUGCUUUCUCUUCUUUUCUCUGAAACAUCUUGGCAUCAUUUCCUUCAUAUUUCCCUGGGUCUAGGUUCAACACACCUGACAAGGGAUGGAGAAAGGAAAAGCAUGAGCGUUGAGAGGACAUUCAAUGAAAUAAGUAAAGCAGAGGAACAAUAUAGUUUGUGCCGGGAACUUUGCAGUGAACUUGCUCAAGAUCUGCAGAAAGAAGGACUAAAGGGUAGAACUGUUACCAUUAAACUGAAGAAUGUAAAUUUUGAAGUAAAAACUCGUGCAUCUACAGUUUCAUCUGUUGUUUCUACUGCAGAAGAAAUAUUUGCUAUUGCUAAAGAAUUGCUAAGAACAGAAAUUGAUGCUGAUUUUCCACAUCCUUUGAGAUUAAGACUUAUGGGUGUACGGUUGUCCAGUUUUCCCAGUGAAGAAGAUAAGAAGCACCAACAAAGGACCAUUAUUGGCUUCUUACAGGCUGGAAACCCAACUCUGUCAGCCACUGGGUAUAUGGUAGAGAAAACUGACAAAGAUCAGUUUCUGAAACCUCUAGAAAUGUCUCAUAAGAAGAGUUUCUUUGAUAAAAAGCGAUUAGAAAGGAAAUGGAGCCAUCAAGAUACAUUUAAAUGUGAAGCUGUGGGUAAACCAAGUUUACAGACAUCACAUUCAGUUCAAGUUUUAAAGAAGAAGAUGAAUGAGAAUUUAGAAACGUCGGAGAAUUCAAAUAACUCUCAGAUAUUUACCUGCCCAAUUUGCUUUAGGGAGCAAAGAAGCAUCAGUCUGGAAGCCUUUAAUAAACAUAUAGAUGCAUGUCUUGAUGGACAUUUGAUCAGUGAAAACUCCAAUGUGUUCUCAUGUUCACAUGCUUCCUCUACAGAAGUUAACAAGAAAGAAAAUGUACAUCCUUCAUUCUCACUCCAUGGGAAGCAGGAUUAUGAAACCCCUCAGAAGGAUUCAGAAAUCAAUUCAGUAAAUUGUGUAGAGCUAGUAGAGACUGAAGAUAACCCACGUAAAGCAAAAAGUAUAGAUGGCUUAAGUGAUAAGCACAGCAAAGAGGAAUGUGCUAGUCUUUCAAACAAAUCAUUUAAUAUUGACACACGGUGUCACAAUUCUUCCUCUACUGUUUCAUUGGAAGAGAUUGGGUCAUUAAGUCAGCAAGAAUCCUCCCAGUCUUAUUUACAUGAAGCGAUAACAGACCAACCUCUAGUUUGUCCAGUUUGUAACCUAGAGCAAAAGACUUCAGAUCUUACCCUGUUCAAUGUGCAUGUGGAUGUAUGUUUAAAUAAAGGCAUUAUCCAGGAACUGAGAAAGGAAAAAGUUAAUGUAGCUAACCAACCCAGAGAAAGCACCCAAAGUACUGGUGAGUUUGCAGUCAUUUUAAAGAACUCGAUUUUCUAGGAACGUUUUAUUAAAAUUAAGAUUGUUAUUAAAUCUAAAAUGCAUACUAUUAAAGGGAUAGACUGUGUAUGCCGCCAUUUAGGGAUAUGUCAGUUACCUUAGCAUGGGUUAGAAUUAACUGAAGCCAUUAGAUUUUAAAUUUUGGCAAAACUGUUCUGUGUUUGAUUUAGCAGGGAAUGAACUCAGGUGUUUAGGGGAGCCAAGUAAUCUAAUCAAAGGCAAAAUUCCCUUGGAAUGAAUAACUCAGAGGGAUAAAAGGUACAGCUUAGGGAAUAUAGUCAAUGGUAUGGAAAUAGUGCUCUGUGGUGACAGACGGUAGCUCCAUUUGUGGUGAGCACAGCAUAACAUAUAAACUUGUUCAAUUACUAUGUUGUGCACCUGAAACUAAUAUAACCUUGUGUGUCAACUAUACUUCAAUUUAAAAAAAAAAGAAAGAAAUUCCUUCAGAGAAAUUCUGCUGAAGCACAGGGGUAAAUUAACUAUAAUCACCCAGCCAGAAAGCCUCUUUAAGUUAUUUUUUGGUAGUCUGACUCUAGCCCAACUGCAAAAAUAAAAUUAAGUAUAAUGCCAUAAAAUAAGUAAAUUAUAAAGAAAUUAUGCAAUAUAGUUAGUUAUUGGUGUGUCUAAAUAUGAACUAUGUAAUACUAACAAAGUUUUUUAUUAUCUCUAAUCAAUCAGCUUUAGCUUUUUAGAUUUUU
Molecule: messenger RNA, 3338 nt
Organism: Mustela erminea (ermine)
Lineage: Eukaryota; Metazoa; Chordata; Mammalia; Carnivora; Mustelidae
Gene: POLK
Product: DNA polymerase kappa
Exons: 14
Coding region: 118-2640 (840 amino acids)
Biological process (GO): error-prone translesion synthesis
Cellular component (GO): nucleus
Molecular function (GO): damaged DNA binding; DNA-directed DNA polymerase activity
Source: RefSeq, a predicted model, not a curated record